AUGGCCAGUACAAGCUUGACGGCCUCUUACCUGACGCCGGACCCGAGCUUCAAUUGGUUCUUUCUCCUAGAGCUCAUUGUUUCUUGUAUUCUUGUUCUCUUCUUCCUGCUCUAUUUCAACCGACUGUUUGCGACUCUCCUUUCCUACGCGAUCCGAUCAUACACCUGGCAUUACUACCGCGUCUAUGUCGACAUAAAUGCCUUACAAUUUUCCCUCCUCAGCGGACGAAUAUUCUUCAAAGGAAUCCGGUACCAUGGCGCGAAUGAGACAAUCUUUAUCCACGGCGGAUUCAUAACAUGGCGAUAUUGGAAGCGUAAGGUUGAACGCACGAACCUGUCUGGCAAAAAACCCGCACCCAGCCGACCAUAUACGUCAGGGAAGGAUCACAAUGACUCCGUCCAUGGCGAACGCACAGGUGCGACAAGCAGGAACGACAGUGUUGGGGAGCAGGGUGGAGUGGAGAAGACGAUCGAGCUACCAUGCCGCAUAUCAAUCAAGGCGUACGGCCUGGAAUGGUUUAUCUACAACCGUACUCCUGCUUAUGACAGUAUUCUUGCUGGGUUCGGGUACAAGGACAGCACCGACGGAGGAGGUACCCCUGGGCCUGCUUCUCCGACUGAAUCACAACCGAAUCUCCAGCGGUCCAAAACGACCUUCGACACUCUUUCAGAGCAAAGUCCCAAUGAAAGGGAAGCUCUUGGAACCCGGAAUACCGAACUGCGCGAAGCUGAGCUUUCCGAUCCAGUCUCCAGUAUGCUCGAGCUCCUACCGGUGAAGCUGGACUGCAGCAAAGGAGCUAUUGUGAUGGGAAAUGAAAACACUCGAUCUGUCUUGACGACGACAUUUGAUAGCGCUGCAGGAACCAUUGCCGCCUGCAAUUCAGGCCCUAUGGACUUGUACCGGCAGCUGUUCUCGUUGAAGUUCAAGCACCCAGUGGUUCAGAUGCGGCCAAAUCCCGAUUUCAAGCAGAAUCAGAUAUCGACUGCAAAAGUGCUGGCCGCGGAGCACGAGGAUGAUGGUUCACCCAAGCAAAAAAGGGAUCGUUUUAAGCAGAAGGUGCACAAGCACAAAGUAUGGCACAGUAUUCGUGACCUUGUUCCUUACUUUCAAACAUCUGUGGAAUCGUUCCAGGUUAAUGGACAGGGUGGUAGCAUGCCAAGGAGCGAGGCUGAAUUUCCCGAUGUUCGUUGGACUGGCCUGUCCCGAUAUUUGGAUGAAGAUUAUGAGGAUGACCAUGAGCAAUGGAAUUCAAUCGAGUACGCCAGGUUCCCAACAAUCGUCGACAGUCCAGCCUUGGAUUUGACAUACUACUGGGACAUUCCAGGACGAGUUGUUCCACAGCAUCCGGCGUCUGCUGAGUCUACCCAGGAGAAGCAGAACAACAUUAACCACAAUUUUCCUCCAGAAUGGGGCAUGGAUAUCAAGAUUGACGGAGGCACUAUUAACUACGGGCCAUGGUCUGACAGGGAGCGGGUCGGCUUGCAGAACAUAUUCUUCCCUAACUUUUACCGAAGCUCUGAACCUGCAGAGCAGUUGGCACCGGGUGUCUUGAGACAAAGCACAUCUUUCAAAUUGCGCAUUGAAGUCAACGAAGAGCUCACGCUUCGGAUCCCAACUAGGGAGCAGUCCAAGGAUUGGGCUUGGAAAGGGCGCGUAGAUGCCAUGCGAGGAUCUGCCGGGGCAAAGAGGCAACAGGAAAGGAGAAAGUCACGAGUUAAGGAAACCGAAAAAAGUCACAUUGGCUCAGAUGUUCGUCCUUUUGGAUGGCUUUCGCUCGCCGUGGGCCCUGAUUCAAGUAUCAAUUAUGCCAUGGACAUGGUAGCAUCCAGCCUCGGGUUCCGCAAUGAGCUCUGCCUUGACUUGCGUGAAUCCAGGUUGUCAUCUAGUGUGAAUCAUGCUUUACUCUGGCAAUGUCCGCGACAGCUGGUAACUUGCGACUUAUCCAAUCCUAUCUCCUGGAAUAGUCUUCGAUCAUGGAGAUUUUCCGUUCACAGCAAUGACCUUGAACUCUUCAUCUUGCGAGAUCAUAUUUUUCUUCUGACUGAUCUGGUCAGCGAUUGGGCUUCGGGCCCACCAUCAGAGUACUGGACUUUUGUGCCGUUCAUUUACAACAUCGACCUCUCCUUCUCAAACCUCCAACUAUUCGUGAACGUUAAUGAUGGAAAUAUCAUCAGCGACCCCUCUGACCUUGAAGAUAAUCGUUUCAUUGUUAUCAAGGGCAAAGAGUUGACUUCGAAUAUAAUGAUUCCACUGAACAAUUUCCAACCAAACCAAAAUACAGUGGAGUUCAAAGUCAACCUCAAGGACGGUGGUGUGGACUAUCUGACUCCUGCAUGGGAUACGUUGCACACUUUCCUCCCAGGAAAUUCCAUGGCUACCCUUGAUAGCCUCUUUAUUGACGGAUCUUACAACUACUUCAGCUCGACGGCCCCCGAUCUGAUUGAUACGCUUGUGCUGAACAUUGACGGCUGUUCGCCUCGAUUAUAUCUAUACGGGUUUUUGAUCAAGAGUUUCCUGGCCGUCAAGGAAAAUUACUUCGGCGAUGACAUGCAUUUCAAAACCUUGGAGGAGUACCAAGAGCUGGCCUAUGCGGAAGAGCAACCUUCAAACCCCACAGGCAUCAAUCCGAAUCGAAAAUCGAACGACAUGGAUGUCUUGGUCCAUGCUACCGUGGACAGCCCGUGCGUCAUGCUACCUGAGAGCAUCUAUGACAAUAUGAAGUGUUCAAGACUCUCGGGUGCUUCGCUCGACAUUGAUCUGCGCUUCACCAAUUACUACAUGGAUAUGCAAUUUGCCGUCAGCCCACUCAAGCUAGAUUUGCAAUCAACACAUGCGGAUGGGUCAUCAACAAUCUCCGGCACCCAAUUGUUCAUUGACGGUAUCUCUGUUUAUGGGCAUCGUCUGUUUGGGUUGCCCCCAGCAGAGCCAACUUACGUCUGUAACUGGGACUUCGACAUUGGUAGAAUCUUGGGUGAAUGCUCUACAGAGUUUCUGGCAUGCCUGUCAUCCAGUCUCAAGAGCUUCGAUUUCUCGUUUGAUAACGAGGAAAAUGCCUUGCCUCCCCUCUUCCCGCCUGUUUUACAUGAUGUGACAUUCCUCAGAGCCAAGAUUAGCUCGAUUCAUAUCUCCGUGCUCUUAGACCAGGUCGCAAUUGUCUUGAGCACGAAUCCGUUGUCGACGCAGUUCAAUGAUUGGACGAAUUCUAAGUUUUCGAAACGCAUGAGUCUACUAGUACCAGACAUCUCAAUUGCCGCGGUUGAUCACCAGGCAGUGGCCCAAGCUUUACGAUCACCAGGGAAGAUUGUUGCGCCCCUGGGCCUUGUGCAAUUGACCAUCCGUCUGAAAAUGGCUUUGCGCAAGCAUGAUAUCGCAGAACACCGACGCCUUCAGCAGGAGCACAUCAAAAUCCAUGAUCAGCGAACACAUCGAUCCCAAUGGUUACUAUUCGACUGGGAAGAGAUAGGACCGACUUCAUCCCUUUCGGGUGAUGAUAAUAUCGCACCUCCAACGAUGGCGAUACCCUCAAUGCCAGAGCCUAUAGUUAGGCGAUUGGGUAAUGCCCCGUCUUAUCGAGAAUUUUCAGGCGCUCAAGGGACUGGAAGUGCGAGAAGCUUCCUUGUGCAUUCUGAGACCUCGAGUUUGAAAAGCUCCAAGUCACCCUCCAAGAAUACUCGUCCUGUAUCGAACGCGGAACAAAAAUCAAGACCUGUCCCACCAAGUCGAGAUGAGAGUUGGUCCACCGCACCUGCCAGCCGAAUGAAGGACAGUGAGAGCUUUGGCCGAUCCUGGAAUGGACCCUACUCAUCAGCUGCCGUCAGAGAUUCCAACCCUUGGAUUCUUCCACAGUUUUCUUACUACAAACUUUCUUUGGACGCGUCUGAGCUUCCUUCGUCAAGCGGUGACGACGACACGGCUGGAACAGAAAACGAUGCUGAGGUCAACCAGAAGUCCAUGUUCCUGACAUUUGAGGAUGAUCAGACGUCAUACACCAACCUUGCCUUGGACCUGCCACUGGGGAUUAAAGGCUUUGGUACCCCGCGGUUCCUUCUCAGCUUGGCUUCUUUAAUGGAAGGGCUUGAGCCAAAGCACCCAGUGCAAAUCAUCGAUUCGUUGCAGAAGGAUGUAAUAUCCGACAUUGUUGGCUACGAGAAGUCUAUGAAUCAGCCCAAGAAAUCCACUGCCGUGGCGCUUCGCAUCCCGCUCAUCCAAUUGCGAAUGGUUGAUGUUUCUGAAUCGCCAGAAGAUAGGCAGAUUGAGUUCAGAGACGAAUAUUCCAUUGGGAUCUACCGUCUUCGGGCAGAAUUCCAAAAACGAGUGCAACGGCAAAGGGGAGAUCUACUUGAAGGUCUCAACCAAGGUAUCACGGCUCAUGCGGCGGCCGAUCGCCUGUCGCUAUCCGUUGAGGGCAGUCGUACAGAUGCCUUCCAUGAGAAAGCUGCUUUCAAUUUCGAUCUGGGCGACCUGAACUUCUGGCUGGUCACUGCUCCCAACAUUCGCUCGAACUUUCAGAUGCGGCACGUCAAUACUGUGACCUCCGCAAGAUCGGUGGAACGCUUAGCUUUCCUUGUCCGUCGAGCCACAAUGAUGUUUGACUCUGUUGCAUCAGCUUUCCAGCAUGUCUCAGCUUUAAGCAAACGACGGUUGCAAUUCCUCAUCUACUUCACCACACAGUCUUCCUCUGAGACCCCUGACCCAAUUUUCUUGACACGUAUCUCUUAUGUGCUUCGAGUUGCCUCAACCCACCUGCGGCAACAUGACUCGUGGAAAAUAAUUUCUCGUAUUCGCAACCUCUACAGGAACUUGCCUGUCCACCACAAGAGAGAACUCGAACAAAAAUGCUCUAGCGACAAUAUCCCUUUACCGCCUAAUGCUAGGUCGACUGUUCUGACUGGCUUCGACCAAUGGCGGGCGUGGGACCUUGCCCAUGUCGAGAAAAGCUAUGCCAUGCGCAAGAUAUGGUCAAAUCCCGAGCCUCAGCCAUCAACUCCAGAGCCAACAGUUUCUUUGUCAUGCACGGUGCAACUAAUAAGAUUUUCCUUGGAUCCCGGUCCUCGAGAAAGUGACUUCAUAGUCGAGAAUUUGUCGACUGUGACCUCUCUUGUCCCGAAUAAGGCGUUCCAAGAAAAUGGCAAGGAGAGGUAUAAGAAAGUCGUUACGGCGCAAGCGUACUGUGCCUCAGCGGCUCUUCGCUUGCGAUGGGAGAUUGUCGAUCUUGUUGAAGGAAUAAUCAAGGUCAUGUCGACUGUCACGCUGGAGUAUUCACCAGCUCAGGCCACUUCCAGCACUGGAUACGAAAAUCAAACGGAAUUGCAAAUCAUAUUUGGUACUGACUUCGGAUCAAUUACUCUUGAUGCCAUCAAUGUCAAACUCGCCUUGAUCUCAAAAUCUCUGCGAGCCUCGAUUGUGCACAGCUCUUACAACACCAAGAAGAGUAACCAGGAAAGUCUUGCUCUGCUUUUCAGUGCUGAGGCUUGCUCGUCAGAGAUUUUGAGUCGGUCUGGGAGUCUCAUGUUGUCGAAAAUUGCCGACCCAUAUCUCUAUUUCUCGUUCUUCUCUGACGAGGAUGAGUUGGAGUGUAAACAUGACUGGAAGGUUACUGGGUCGUCCAGGAGACUCCGCUAUGAGAUGAAGGAGGAUCCAGUCAGCUUGGCGCAUACCGCAGAUCGUGUGAUCGAGGAUGAAGUCAGAUACAUUCGGCAACUCAUUGACAAUGUUAAAAUGCAGAAAUCUGAGAAUCUCCAGGUCUCGGCUUCGGAGAAGCCCACUCGUGAUAACAUUCAUGUUGCAAUGUUCCUAGAGGACUAUCGCCUUAGCUUCAGUCUUCUGCCGUCCUUGACCUAUCUUGUUUCUGGCGAGGUAGCCCGCAUGUCAGUCAUGCCGGCUGAAUCAUCUAAGAUUGAAGUUGACUUUGACGUGAAGAAGAAUUCACACAUGUUUAUGUCAGGAGAGGGUGACAGAUAUCAUACUCUGUCGAUCCUUGAGAUUCCUCCUACAAAUGGUCGGAUCCUUGCAAAUGUGCAGUCUGAUCGCAAAGAGUUCGAGGUUGACAUGACUAUCGAAGUUAUUCGUCUAGAGGCAAGCUCUGUGCGGAGUUUAUUAGCCGUUUUGACAGGGCCCGAUAUCGCCCAUCUUUUGUCCGAUCUCAAGCAGAACGUGGAUGUUCUGCAGUCUCAUCUGGGCGACGUACUCUCGCUACAGAAGACCAAGCCAGAGCCUGAACCCUCCUCAGAUGAUACAGUGGUUCUCUACAAAGCUCGCCUCACAAUGGCUGGAUUCGAGAUUCAUGCCAUUGCCCCUGGUUUAAACAGCAAGGCUUAUUCUGCGGAGAUGGUCUUCAGCCUCGGAAUGAUGCAAAUGCGACUCCAGAAUGGUUUGGAUCGAGGCUAUUCAAUGGAGCACCCUGAAUUUAGUAUUGACGCUUCUCAAAUCAAGUUCGAGCUGCGAAGGCAAGAGAGAACCAAGACCACUUCCUACGGUGGCUUUACUGCGGGCAUCAAAUUACUCGGAACCUCAACUAUUCGUGAAAAUGGAGAAGUGAUGCGUGCCUACCAUUUCACGAGUGAUCAAUUCGAUGUUGAGCUCUUUGUUGAAACAGCCGCCUUGGUGGUGGAUAUUGCUAUCUACACGCAGGAACGCAUCAAGACGCUGGACUUGUCGCAUGAAGUUGAACGUCUGCGGAGACUUCGACGCCGCAAUCACAAUGACGCAGUCACACCGGCCUCUGAGGUACCUCAGAUUCAUGUAGAGGGCGAUGAUGAAGCACCGACACAGCCAUUCUUGAAUGCAUUGUACUCUUUGCAGUUCCGAGACAUCCAGGUUGCAUGGAACAUGUCGACGCCACUCCCCAGUGGUUCUGGUCGCCAACCUGAGGACCUGGUAUUCUCGAUCCACCAAGUCGAGCUGUCCAAUAAAAAGAAGAACGCCGCCAAGCUACGGAUCGAGGAUAUGAAACUACAAAUGGUUCCAUUCCGAGCAGACAGGAAGAAGCGCUCGCUUAACUCCGCCCUCAUGCCUGAGCUGGUCUUCAAUGUUGCAUACUACUCAAGUGGGAAAGAACUGUGGCUCGCCUUCCAGGCAGCCGGAAAGUCACUGGAUAUCCGCGCAACAUCCGAAUUCAUCCUUCCAGCUAACAUGAUUCGGAACUCAAUUGCAUCCGCUUCUGAGGUUUUACGAGAGGGCAAGGUAGCUUGGGCAACGAAGACAUCGCCUGAUAAUACUGCCAAGGAUCGCAGUCUCUUCGGCAAGAGAAGACUUCGAUCCGUACUCGUUGAUGUUGACUUUGCCGGUGCUACUGUCACGCUCCAAGGAAAGCAGCAGCGCAACUCUCAGAAUCUGAUGACAGCCGGGAUGAAAGGCAACCGGCUUUCGGAGGCGAAGUAUGGUGAUUAUGUGCAAGGCGAAUCGGCAACUACAGCGACUUUACGUGCGCCGGGAGUGGCUUUGAAGGUUCAAUUUGAGGAUAACGGCACCGACGACCCGGCACUCAAUGCAGAGCUCAAGGUAGACCCCUCUACAAACGUAUUAUACCCAACUCUUGUUCCACUGGUCAAGCAGAUGACCGCCACGGUCAAGGAGAUCAUGGGAGAGCAGCAGCAAAAUCAGCAACAGAGCCAGCCAUUAGCUCCACAGCAAGACAGACCUCGACGAGCGUCUACCGCGGCUAAAUUUCAAUCGCAGAAGCUGAUACAAGAUACUCCGUUUGGUGCUCCUGAUCCAAAUUCCAUUCUUGGACGAUGCAAGGUGAACCUGGGAUUGUUGUUCUACAAGCAGGAGUUCAGUCUUAGCUGUCAGCCCAUUGCCAGAGUGGCAGCCACCGCAAGGUUCGAGAGUGUCUAUGUGACCGUCAACACAGUGCAGUCAGCUGAGCAGGGCCGCUUCCUUGCCCUCUCCUUGGCCUUCAACAGCUUGGAGGCCUCGAUUAAGCAUGUCUACUCUAACGAGUCAACGGCAAGCUUCCAAGUCAAGUCCAUGGUCUUAUCCCUGAUGAACAGCAAGCAUCUCGGCCGAACAAGCGGCAUGUCCGCUAUCCUGCGGGUCAGUCCCAUGAAGGUCUCGUUGAACGCCAAGCAGGUGCAAGAUUCGCUUCUAUUCCAGGAAAUCUGGGUUCCGUCUAGCGAUGAUCCGAGCGCCAACUUGAAUCCCCAGCCGGAGCAACCGGAAGCCCAAACCUACAUCGUGCAGCGAUAUCAUCAGGUUGCUGCCGCCUCCGCAUUCCCCUGGAACACCACCAUUGCCAUUGAGAAGUUGGAGAUCCAACUCGACUUGGGUUCCACCCUCGGCAAGGCAGCGUUUGCCAUUGAUAACCUAUGGGUGUCCUCCAACAAGACAUCGGAUAGCGAACAAAGCAUGUGUAUCAACUUUGACAGCGUUGGCAUUGAGAGCAAGGGCCGGUUGAGUGGUGUUGUCGAGCUAAGGGGCCUCAAGAUUCGAACAUCCAUCAAAUGGCCCGAAGAAGCUCGAAAAGACUGGCACACGCCACUCAUCCAGGCGUCUGUUGCGUUCCGUCAUCUUCAGGCCAAGGUUUCGUUUGAUUACCAGCCAUUCUUGGGAGCACACAUUGCCAUGUUUGACUUCUUGAUGUACAAUGUCCGCGAGGCCUCUGGAAAGGCAAGCGAGCGACUAUUCAGUAUUCUGGAGGGCGAUAAGGUUCAGUUAUUCUGCACUUCCUUGACCGCAUCGCAGGCCCUGGCACUCUUCCAGGCUUGGCAGCGCCUAGUCCAAGACAAACAAGCAGCGUACGAAGCGUCUCUGCGGGAGGUCGAGCGUUACCUGCGACGCAAGUCUACCGCUCCCCCAGACCGAAUGGAAGGCGCCCGCACCAAGGAACACGUAAAGAAGGACGACGAAUCAGAAAGAGCUCCUAUCUCGCUACAUACGGGUGUGGUCGUGAACAUCCGUCACGUCAACCUUGGAGUGUUCCCCAGUUCAUUCUUUGAUAAUCAGAUCUUCAAGUUGGAGGCCUACGAUGCUCAAGCAAGAUUUGCCGUUUCACUGGAAUCGAACAAGAUCCAUAGCGCACUUGGUCUCACUCUAGGUCAACUACGUGUUGCCUUGUCAGGCAUCAGUCGCCCCGCCUCCGCCCAACUUGACGAGCUUUCGGUGGACGAUAUCGCCCAACGGGCAGCCGGCUCCCGUGGCGGUACAAUUCUCAAAGUGCCGCGACUCGUGGCGGGAAUGGAAACCUGGCAAGAGCCCGGCACCAAGCACAUCGACUACAUCUUCCGGAGCACAUUCGAAGGCAAAGUGGAUGUGGGCUGGAACUACUCGCGUAUCAGUUUCAUCCGGGACAUGUGGGAGACGCACUCGCGGGCCCUAGCUACCCGACUCGGCAAACCUUUGCCACCGUCAGCCGUCCGUAUUACUGGGGGUCCUGGAAGCAGCAGCGAGCGAGGUGUCGAGGGAGCGGAGCAGCAAGAGAAGAUCACGGCAGUGGUCAACGUGCCGCAGUCGAAAUACACCUACACGGCGCUAGAGCCACCGGUCAUUGAGACGCCACAGCUGCGAGACAUGGGAGAGGCGACACCGCCCCUUGAGUGGAUUGGGCUGCAGCGAGAUAAGCUGCCCAAUGUCACGCAUCAGAUCAUUAUUGUGACCCUGCUGGAGAUCGCAAAGGAGGUGGAGGAUGCGUAUGGGGCGAUCCUCGGAACCUGA
This is a messenger RNA of Penicillium atrosanguineum, 9651 nucleotides long. RefSeq lists its product as uncharacterized. The record is from RefSeq and is a predicted model, not a curated record. The coding region runs from base 1 to 9651 and encodes 3216 amino acids. Gene Ontology annotation, cellular component: membrane. Lineage: Eukaryota; Fungi; Ascomycota; Eurotiomycetes; Eurotiales; Aspergillaceae. The transcript is spliced from 3 exons. Gene Ontology annotation, biological process: fermentation.